Messenger RNA from Macadamia integrifolia, 905 nucleotides. Its product is annotated as vacuolar iron transporter homolog 4-like. The transcript has a single exon. The record is from RefSeq and is a predicted model, not a curated record. NCBI's taxonomy places the organism in Eukaryota, Viridiplantae, Streptophyta, Magnoliopsida, Proteales, Proteaceae. Gene Ontology annotation, molecular function: iron ion transmembrane transporter activity; manganese ion transmembrane transporter activity. Gene Ontology annotation, cellular component: membrane. The coding region runs from base 55 to 711 and encodes 218 amino acids. Gene Ontology annotation, biological process: intracellular manganese ion homeostasis.
CAUCCAUUUCCUAAUUCCUAAUUUCCCUCUUUGCUUCCUCUCAGUUGUUUUUUCAUGGCAACCCUAGAACUCGAAGCUUGCAACCAACCUAUCCCCAACGAAGCCAAACUUGAUAUACCCCAAAAUGAUCAAGAAGUCAAAAUUAACUACUCCCAAAGGGCACAGUGGCUUAGAGCUGCUGUGCUUGGAGCCAGCGAUGGUUUGGUCUCUACAGCUUCUUUAAUGAUGGGAGUAGGAGCUGUAAAACAGGAUGUAAAAUCCAUGAUUAUUACUGGUUUUGCAGGGAUGGUUGCCGGAGCAUGUAGCAUGGCGAUCGGAGAAUUCGUGUCGGUGUACUCUCAGUAUGACAUAGAGCUUUCUGAAAUGAAGAGACAGCAUAAAGCUUCAGAUGAUGAUGGAAAAGAAAGUCUGGAUGAGAGGGAGACAGAAGACCUCCCGAACCCGUUCACGGCGGCUGGAGCAUCUGCUCUAGCCUUUGUUGUUGGAGCUGUGGUGCCUCUGUUAUCAGCUUCUUUUAUACAGAAUUAUAAGGCUAGGUUGGGGGUGGUAAUAGCUAUGUCAAGCUUGGCUCUGAUGGUGUUUGGGAUCUUAGGUGGAGUCUUGGGAAGGGCUUCUGUGAAGAAGUCUUGUUUGAGGGUGUUGAUUGGUGGGUGGCUGGCUAUGGCCAUAACUUAUGGAUUGACCAAGUUGAUUGGCCUGGCUGGAAUAUAAGAUUAGGUAUUAUCUCUAUCUAGCUAGGUCCCUCAUCCUUCCUUUUUCUCCUCUCAUGUGCUACGGGAUCAAAACGUGUAUAGAGAGGUGGAUCUCUUCUGUAGAAGGAUCUCUCUCAUCUACUUAAGCUUUUUUCUUUCCAUUUGAUGUGUUUUAUUUUGGAUGGUGUGUUGUUUUUAUAUCUUUCAAGAUUA